Molecule: messenger RNA, 4366 nt
Organism: Pseudogymnoascus verrucosus
Lineage: Eukaryota; Fungi; Ascomycota; Leotiomycetes; Thelebolales; Thelebolaceae
Gene: CAS91
Product: Maltose acetyltransferase
Exons: 3
Coding region: 1304-3439 (711 amino acids)
Biological process (GO): regulation of DNA-templated transcription
Molecular function (GO): acetyltransferase activity; DNA-binding transcription factor activity, RNA polymerase II-specific; zinc ion binding
Source: RefSeq, a predicted model, not a curated record
CCUUCCACACUAUUACUACUACUGCGCCAAGUACUACAACCACUCACCACUCACCACAGUAACUUCGUACUUUUAACACACUGCGCACCCACUACACGCACUACACUAAGUCUAGUACUUCUCUCCGUUCUCUCCGUACUCGCCUCGCGCGCGCCCUUCAAUCCCACCCAGACGCCCACUCAGACGCCCACUCACCCAUAGUCAGAUUCCCCCCUUCCCACUCUCCCUCCCACUUCUCCCUUCUCCCAAUCCCCUCCCAAUCCCCAAUUCCCCAUACAGUAAUCUUCACCGCCCCCUCCCCCCAAAUCACUCACCUUAAUUCACCACACACACACACAAACUCACCCACUCACCCACUCACCCACUCCUACCACCCACCCACCACUCUUCCCAUCUUACGCGCGCAAGAGAAAACACAACUUCAAAUACAUACUAGACACCCUCAUCCUAUUGUAUACCCUCUCUAUCUUAUCUCAAAUCAAUUCAUCCUUCUCCAAUCAUUCUCUAUCGUUCGUUCCGAGUUGCCGCCCAUUUUCACGCUUCUGCCUGGACUUUUACCGCGUCGGCAGUCUUGUCGCGAAACGAGGCGAGGGCCUAUUGCGGGUAUUCGAAGCGCCGGCUUACGCUGGGGGCGCUGGGGCGGGAAAGAAGUCGACCAGUUCUUGGGUAACCACCUCGACCCUCGAUCGAACACACACACACACACUCGUUCACUCCCUUAAAACACAACAACAACCUCGUCGUCGUCAUACUUGACACCGCCAACGUCUCCAUUUAAUAAUUGUCCCCUAUUCCUUGUAUUGAAACUUUUCUGGAAAAGUUACAUACUACACCGCCAGGAAUAACCUCUCACUUCCCCCGGCCACCAAGCUUUGUUCCUUCCGUCGCAAGAAAGAGACGCCAGACGGCAUCGUUACGUCGUCAACCUGGGGCUGUGCAAAAUUCUUUCCUACAGCUAGCCGCACUCCAACAAAGAACCUCUCAACUCCCCCGAACAAACAUUCUAUUGUUCUCCACGCUGUCGCAGCUCCGAGACAGCGUACCUCCCGUUGCCAAGAUAGCGUCCCUCACGACGGUCUCCACGACGGCGAAGGAAAGGAGUCCCAGCUCGGUCCAGCUGGAGCUUGUGGCACUCGCUCGCGAGAGCCUACGAGAGACAGGACGCGUCUCGGGAGACCUCACAGACACCAUCACCGUGGAGAGGCCACCGCGCACCAAGCUGCCCGACCCGACGAGUCCGACUCCUCCGGCAGAUCCUGUCACCGCCGACAGCGACAGCAGGCGUCCAUCACCAGCCGACACCAUGACGGCCGUCGAAUCACAUACGGCGCCGAGCCCAUUCCUCGACACGCCCGCAGAUCCACCGACGUCGCGAUUCACUGCCGUCAACAACCGUGAGGCAUUGCCAUCCGCGGCGCCAACGAACAAUGGCAACGGCUCGUCGCGGAGAGCUUCCGAGGAUCGCCCUGAGCCACUGGCCCGCACCACUCCGCCAGUCCCCGAGAAGCUCACCAUCACUACGACAAAUACGCAGAGAGACAAUUGGGCCGACACGGUCAAUGGCGACAAGGCUGCCGGCAGCCAGAGCGUCCCUCCGCCGCCCACCUUCCCAGAUGGCGAAUCCUCACAUAAGCGCAAGCGGUCUGGCUCUGUGGAACGCGACAGCGCCCAGCCGUCCAGCUCCAGCUCAUAUCACAAGCACAGUCUGCCAGCACUGAAGCCGAACGAGCAGCAAAAGGGCUCGCCGAACAGCCCGUAUCCCGACUCUGCGCAAUCGAGCAAGAGAGAUGCGCAAUCGGCGACGCGUGAUCCAUAUGUCACACCCCAAACGCCGUAUCCGCACUACCCCGAGGAGAGCCGCGAGAACAGCGCCGCGUCGUGGUACUCGCAUCAGAUCGACAACCGCACCCCUGUGGACGGAGGGCACUCGGCCGUUUCGCAGCACCACAUGAGCCCUGAUGAUCAGCUUCGGGAAGCGCUGCAGCGCGAAAACAACAGCGAUGGCCAGGGUAAUUACAGCGAGACCAGCCCGGCGCAGAACGAUCGCGGUGCGCCUUACCGAGGCGAGUAUGGGCAGGUGCAGGUGGACCACAAGAAGCGGAAGCGCAAUUUUAGCAACAGGACAAAGACCGGCUGCAUGACCUGCCGCAAGCGCAAGAAGAAGUGCGACGAGACGAGACCUGAGUGUAACAAUUGUAUGCGUGGUGGGUUUAUCUGCAACGGCUACCCGAGUCGUGGCAAUUGGCCCAAGACGGAACAGAAGCAGGGACCCGUCCCUCUGCAGUCCAAGGACGGCUACGAUGCGAGCCCGAGCCAGUACCAACCGCCGCCGUACCAGCAGCAGCAGCAGCCUCAGCAACCCAAACGCGAGCCCUUACCAUCGUAUCGCGGCCAGCAAUUACGUGUUGAUCCCCUGCAACCGCCCGCUCGGCCAGUUGGCGCUGACGAAGACCGGAGCGCCUCAACCAACCUCAGCGCCUCAGUCGGGAGCCCCGACAAGAGGCUCUCCGCCAUCUCGUACACACAAGCCAAUACCUUCCCUACACCGGUAAGCGCAGUCAGCCAGAGCAAUUACCCCGAUCGUCUUUCUCAAAUGGAUUACCAGCGCAUGCCUCCUCUGCUAGACCAGAAUCGCAGCGAGCAUGACACUGGGACUCCGCAAUCGGCCCACUCGGUCCCGCACUUCAGCAUCCUCCACGCCUCGAAUACCAACAGCCCGCACCCUCACACGCCGCAAUCCACGGCCGCCCAGGACGCCGCGCGCCUCGCUCUCUCGCAUCCGGCCUCCAACUCGCGCCGCACGCAGAAGGAGGAGAUGCUCGCGGGCAACAACUUCUUCCCCUUUGACCGCGAGCUCGUCCUCGAGCGCGAGCGCUGCAACGCCGCCUCGUGGCGCUUCAACAACAGCACGAAUCCCAAUAACGGGAACCUCCCCGAGGACCGCUCGCGCUUGUUCCGCGACAUCCUGCAGCCCAAGGAGCUUGCUAGCAUGCCGCCGCACCUGGCCUCGCCGGUGAAUCCGCAGGGGUACGUGGGCGAGCGCUGCGUUGUCGCGGCGCCGUUUACGUGCGAUUACGGGUAUAACAUCACGAUUGGGCAGGACGUGAGUAUCGACCGCAACUGCACGAUCCUCGACUGCGCGUCUGUCAAGAUCGGGGACCGCUGUGUGAUCGGACCGAAUGUCAGUAUCCUCACCACGACGGUACCGAUUGAUCCGAAGAAGCGCCUCGGUAGCAAAGGGCCGAACCAGGGGAAGCCGAUUAUCAUUGAAGAGGACUGCUUUAUUGGGGCGAAUGCUACGAUUUUGCCGGGGAUUACGGUGAAGAGGGGGAGUACGGUUGGGGCGUGCUCGGUUGUUACGAGGGAUGUACCACCCUUCACGGUCGUCAGCGGUAACCCAGCGAGGGUCAUGAGAGGUAUCUUUCAGGUCCACGACUAAACCCGCUCCCCUCUUGUUUGACUCCGAGGUUCGCUAAGGAUACGAAAACGAAAACAUAUUUUAUAUACAUAAUACCACCACCACCCCCGUCCUUACGAAAGGCGGUAAUAUGCUCGCCCGCUCUUCCCGGCGUUAUGGCAACUGGCUGGUCCAAUUUCACGAUAGUCGCUCUAUUUUGCACCCCCUCUUUACUACCCGCUAUUCGUUUCUCGUAUGAGGACGAAUAAGAGACAGUGGGAUGGACGAAAGGGUAGCUUAUGAAAGGGAAGGGGGUGAGGGGAAGGGAGAAGGAAAAUGCAAGGAAAUGGGAAGGGGAAGAGGGAUGGAUGGAUGGAUGUGUUGGGAAAGGGAGCGGGAAUACUACCUGCUACCGUCCAACCCACCACCACCAUGGGAAGAGCGGAGAGAGAGAGAGAGAGAGAGGAAGAGAAGAAAGCUGGAAAGACCGUUGCUAUUUCCGUUUUUUUUUUUUUCAACUACUACCACAUUUUUUUUUCACCCUUGUUCGCUGUCAUAUUUCUGUGCUGAUUUUGCGUUUUUAUUGUCGUUAUGUGUGUGUGUGUGUGUGUGCUCAAACCUUUUAUUUUGUUUUUUAUGAUGGGAUGGGAAAUAUCAGGGAAGAAAUGGAAUGGAAUGGGAAGGGAAGGGAGGAAAAGGGAUAGGAACUGGGGAUGGGGAGAUGGGAAAGAAAGCACGACCGUAGGGGCUCGGGAAAUAUCACUUAUUUGCUAUACGUUUUUCGCCUCAUCAUUUGUUUUUGUUUUUUUUUGCAGCUACUACUUACUCCCUUUUGUUUUGGAUGGUUUUGGAGACCUAGCUGAGGGUGGGGCAGGGGGUUGCCGAUCUCGCGACAGAGAGGGGGGGAGUGAGAGGGGGAGUGAGAGGGGGAGUGAGAGAGAGGGAGAAGUCGGGGUUGGAUUUUUGCUA